Molecule: messenger RNA, 1464 nt
Organism: Trametes versicolor FP-101664 SS1
Lineage: Eukaryota; Fungi; Basidiomycota; Agaricomycetes; Polyporales; Polyporaceae
Exons: 6
Coding region: 1-1464 (487 amino acids)
Source: RefSeq, a predicted model, not a curated record
AUGUUACCCCUUCACGGCUCUGAUCGCGACUGGCUAGACCCCCCGCCUGCAUCUUCUAAGGGUCGUUGGCUCUCACGUUUCGCUGCUGGCUCAGCCCUCUUUCUGUCGGUGCACGCUCUCUUGAAACUAUACAGCCACGCCACGACUGUGGUUACACCACCUCCCUACCAAGCCCCUAGUAUACCAAACGAGCCCGCCUACCCUCCGACGUACUCCGACUACCAUCGGGCCGAGUUGCAGUUACCGCAGCAUCACUGGGACCAAACACACCCUGCAGGCGGUGAGAAGUUCUUCUUCGUCGCCGGACACACGAAAGGGCUUGGGUGGGGAAACGCUCUGCAAGAGCACUUGCUGAAUGCGUACCUGGCGUAUGUUUCUAAUCGAAUACUGGUGUUUGAGAACUACACUUGGGCGGAUGAUGGGUCCCUCUACUCGGAAUGGAAUGGGAAGUUGAUCCCAUCUCAAAUACCCUACUCGGCCUUGGUGCGAGGUCCCACUGUGGGUGAACCUCUGGCGUCAGGCGUGUUUGCACCAUUGGCGGUGAGCAGAGAGUACUUCAACCACCUCUGCCCUCACAAGACCACGCUGCGCCGAAAUCAAGUUCACUCGAGACUCCCUGCCCCCGCCUCCGCGUUUGACAUCACCGAGAGGUGGAUGUCCGUGUUAAAGGCCACAGAAGACCCCUGCGUCGAGUCAGCUUCUGGCGACUCCGACCCUAUAUUCACACAUACUAAUGUCUUCGGAAUUCGUGAAUCAUUACGCGACCUCUGGCCUUCCCUCGCCGCGUCCCCCAUCAUAACCGAAUUCGGCUGGUCCCGCCUCGUUGAGCUCGCGUUCGAUACAAAUCGCGGCUUGCUCGUUCCCCACGCGUCGCAUAUGGAUCCCCUCCUGACCAGCACACACUUUACGACCAACGCCGAGCGCUACACGCCCAUACCAGGGCUCAUGGCGAUCCACGUGCGACGCGGGGACUACGCGGAGCACUGCAACCUGCUCGCGAGCAUGUACGAGGACUUCGUGAGCGUGAACGCGUUCCCAUACUUCCCGGACACCUUCACGGUCCCGUCCCGGAGCGCGGUGUCGACAAGCGCGGUCGACAACGAGGAGCACUACAGGCAGCGGUGCUUCCCGUCCGUGGCGGAGAUCGUGGAGAAGAUCGCGCGGGUGCGCGCGACGCCCGAGGGGCGCGACGUGCGCAAGCUGUACAUCAUGACGAACGGGAACCAGGCGUUCAUCAACGAGCUGAAGACGGCGGUGUGGGCGCUGGGCGCGUGGGACGCGGUGUCGAGCAGCCGCGACAUGGUCCUCAACUGGGAGCAGAAGUACGUUGCCCAGGCGGUGGACAUGCUCAUCGCGCAGCGAGCGCAAGUGUUUAUCGGGAACGGGUUUUCGACGUUGACUUCGGGCGCAGUAAUGAUGCGGCUGGCGAACGAGUUUCCUGCGGACAGUACUCGCUUCUGGUAG